UCCCCCUCUGUGUGUGGACACAGUUGGACAGAGUUUGCUCCGCUUUGCCACUUCACAGAAACCCCGGGUGUAUGGCGGCAGCGUCGGUGUCAGAGAUGUUGCAGAUGUUCGCUUCGCCAUCAUGAACACAGACUACACCAAGCCUUCUGUAGCUCCAAAGACGAGAUUUGUUUGUCACGCUAACCUGAAGCUGCCCUCCCCUCUCAUGUCUGCAGCCAGGCGGACAAAACCGUCUAUCUCUCCCAAACCAAAAGUCACACUAGAACUUAAUGGCAGCCAGGGACGAUGCACCAACAACACCCUACUGACUUCAGACGGAGAGUUUGAUGACGACCAAGAGACAGAGGAUGGUCUAAACAAAGGGAUUACAGCAGAGGAGCAAUGUAGCACCUCCAUCCUAAAAUCACAGAAUGUGUCACAGGGAUUGGAGGACGGAAAGGUGACAGAGGAGGAAAAGGAAAUGCAAGAAGAUAUGAUUCAGAAGAUGGAUGAGGACUGGAGAUUAUCUGACCGUACUUUGACAGUGGAGGGGGACUCCCUAGAAACACUAUGGGUCAGUGCUGAACUCACUAACUCGAAGGAAGCGGUGGAGAUGAUGGAUACGGACCUCACGGAGAAUAUGGACACUGAAGGUUUUGAUGCGGGUGAGGCGCUGGCUGACACAGAUGGCCUCUCAGUGGGAGAUAUUUCUUUUAAUAGCAUUGAUGAGGAGGCAGGUGGCCCCUCUGCUGAAAGACGAGACAUGAAGAAAAGACUGGAAAUGCACCAAAUCAAGGAGGAUGAAGCCAGUGACUGUACAGCAGAUGACUUAACAGAGUCUCUCAUAGAUGACGCUGAUGUCCUCAUCAAUGACAACAGGAAGGACUCUAAUUCAAAACAGGUUUUUCCAUCAGGAGGAGAGGAGAACGAGGAGGAAACUGUUUCAAAUUGUGGCAUCACUUGUAACAUCCUGAAGUUGAGAUGUGGCUGUAAAAUGAAGGAAAAGGGUGAACGCCUACAGAACAUUAGCUUUUAUGACUCUGUCGCUGAAGACCAGAAACAUUUCUGUGAUGCAACUAGGGGACAUAUUGUCAUAGAGAAUGAUCCAAUUCAUGAGCCUUAUUACGUCUCCUCGGAUGACAUUAUUAAAACAGACACGACGCCAAGAAAUAACAAAGCUGAUGGACUGUCAGAUAGUCCACAAACACCACAGACUCAUAUGUCUGUGAAUGGCAGUGUUGUGUCUGCUGGGAACAACAAGGAAACAGCAGAACAUGGACAAAUAGAGUUUGCGUCUUCUGAGGAUUACGUCAAGAUUGUUAACAGUGGUGGAUUCAUUCGCAACAACAGGGAUGAAAACAAGGUAAGAGGAUGUCACAAAUGGCCAUCUUUCAAAAGUGAGGAGCACAAGGUUCAUACAGCAGAGGCCCUGUUGAAUGAUUUUGACUGCCAGCCGAGGUUCAGGCUGGUAUCAAUAUCUGUGCCGUCAGACACUGACACCUCGCUGACAUCUUCUCUCUCAGAAAGCCAGCUGCUUUCCCCAAAUGACUCGGACAUCUUUAGAGAAGACGAUGACCUGGAGGGUUACAUAGUGCCACUGAUGGAUGACACCACUGAUACGGACCAGGACAUCGGUGAUGAGCCUGUUUAUGAGGAGCCCAGAAACUGUUCAAAGGGUGCAGACAGGAAAACCACGGGGAUGCAAUCUCGCUCACUGUCACACUGCAUUAAUAACAAUGUGGCUGAGAUGGGAGUGCAGUUUGUUCAGAGCCCCUACAUGAGUGGAUUUGGACAACCUGCUCUUAGCAGCAGCCCUAUGUUGAACUCAGUGCGAAACAAGAGCUACUCCAAACCGCACUAUCUGUCCUUGUAUCCCCGCUCUCUCUCCAUGGAGGCACAAGAUAAGCCUCUGUGUGUUUACAGAGAAGGGCACGAAUCUCACUGGCAGAGAGAGGCCUCUUGUUCAUCUGGAAGCUUUUCCAGGGGCUCACCUUUGUCCACUCCAACUUCUGUGGUUGAUAUUCCUCCCCCAUUUGAGCUGGCCUACAUAACCAAGAAGCCCAUCACAAAGAGUUCUCCCUCAUUGCUCAUUACAAGUGACUCACCUGAGAAAAACAGGAAAAAGAAGUCCUCCCUGAAGCACUUCCUGAUGCUUAAGUUUAGGCGUAAAACGGAGAACAAGUCCACAGUGGAUGUCAAUCCAUCCUCCUCCAAGUCCUCAUCAGAGUCCAGCCCCAAAACACAGAACAGACUGCUGGAUUUAGAUAGCCACAGCUUAAGUAGCUCCCCACAGCUCAUCUCACGCUCAGCUAGUAAACUUCAAGCUUCACCUGAGCCAGCCUCCUCGUUCUUGUUUUACAAAGAAAGCAAAAGAAAAGGGGGUUCCGUGGCAUUCCUCAAUCGAAGUGUUAUCCGAGUGGAGUCCUUUGAGGAUCGCACGCGGGUGCCUUUCAUACCUCUCCCCCUGACCAAACCUCGUUCCAUCUCCUUUCCUAACACAAAUACAUCAGACUAUGAGAACGUUCCCGCCAUCAGCUCAGACUAUGAAAACGUCCAAGUGCCCCAGCGGAGGCCAAUUCCACAAGGACCGUUACCAAACUUCUUUGACCGACCCUGUCGAGUGCUGUCAUCUGCCAAUGACACAGACGGUUAUGUGGACAUGAGCAGCCUCCCUGGUUUCAAAGGCAGAAUUCAGUCUGCUGAAGAUGAAACAGAAAGUGCCUAUACAGAAGCGUACAACGUGUGUUCGCUGGCUGUGAGUCCACUGGCCGGUUCAGUGGGUGAAGUCAGGGGAGAGAUGACACGUGAGGAAGACCAGGCACGCACCUCUGAUGAGGAAGACGGAGUUGCACACAGCACUUAUAACAGACAGCCUGAUGGCCGGUCCAGAGCCUUUUACGUUGCAAAAGAACUGGUGGAUACAGAGAGAUUACACGUGAAAGCCCUAAAGCUUCUUCAGGAAGACUUUCGGGAGGCAGUGGGGGCAGCUGUCGGGGACGAGGGGGAACCCGUGUUGGAAGAGGAGCGACUGCGAGAGAUUCUGAACGAGCUGCCUGAUGUUUACACCCUGCACCGUAGAAUCCUCACAGAGCUGGAGAAUCGACUCAGACACUGGGAGGAGAGCCAGAAGAUUGCUGAUAUCUUCCUGACCAGAAAACCUGAAUUCUUGGUUUUUACCACCUACAUCGGCCAUUAUGACCGGAGUAUGAACCUGCUGGAGGAGAGCUGCCGGACUUCACCUGGCUUUGCAGCGAUUGUUCACCAGUUUGAGCAGCAGCAGCAGAGUCCAGUCGGGGAAAAGGUUUCUCUCAAACAUCAGCUCCUGCGGGUCAUCGUGCGCGUUGCUCAGUAUCGCAUGCUCCUCACAGAUUACCUGAACAACCUCUCCCCUGAUUCCAAGGAAUAUGAGGACACCCAAGCUGCUGUGGGAAUAGUGUCUGAUAUUGAAGAUCAAGUAAAUGACAGCCUAAGACAUGGGGAGAACUUGUUGCGUCUCGUCAACAUCGAGUACAGCGUUCACGGUCAGCGAGAUCUGCUGCAGCCUGGCAGGGUCUUUGUAAAGGAGGGAACCCUGAUGAAGGUCAGCAGGAAGAGUCAGCAGCCGAGGCAUCUGUUUUUGAUGAACGAUGUGUUGCUCUACACGUAUCCUCAGCAGGACGGGAAAUACAGACUGAAGAACAUGCUGCCUCUCACUGGAUUAAAGGUCAGCAAACCCGUCAUAGAGAAUGUUCUGAAUGCACUAAAGAUCGAAGGAGCGGAUAUCUCCAUAACUUUGACUGCGAGCUCCUUCCUUGAACGAGAGGACUGGUUUUACACACUGAGUCGCACCGUGGCUGAACACACCCGAGGAUCUGCAGCGUUCAACAGCUGCUCAGCAGAGGCCAGAGACGGUCUGCAUCUCUCUCUGGGAGAGAAAGCUCCCACCCUUGUCCCCAUCUCACAGGUGUUGAUGUGUAUGAACUGCACAGCAGAUUUCAGCCUCACACUUCGUAGACACCACUGUCACGGCUGCGGGAGAAUUGUUUGUCGAAGCUGCUCCAGGAACAGAUAUCCACUGAAAUACAUGAAAGACCACAUGGCCAAAGUGUGUGACCACUGUUACAAUGAACUAAAGAAGAGAGGAGACAUGUCUGCAGGUAAAAACAGCCCUGGUCCAAACCGCUCCACCCGCCCUCUCUCUGCUGUGUUCCAAAACAUUCAUCCGCCCAACAUCUGGAGACAUCGUAAAGGCACUUUGUCCUUCAACCAGGUAACGGUGUCAGAGGAAGGCUCUGUUAGUGGCAGUCUGCAGCGCAGCAAGAAGAGCAAGAGGAACUGGAAGAGACUGUGGUUCCUUCUAAAAGACAAGGUGCUUUACACCUACCGAGCUAAAGAGGAGAAAGUAGCGUCAGAGAGUUUGCCUCUGCUGGGGUUCACAGUGAAGUUGCCUGACAGACAGGACGGACAGGAGGAGGCCAACGUCUUCAAGCUCUACCACAAAAACACUUUGUAUUAUGCCUUUAAAGCUGAGGACAACUACACAGCCCAGAGGUGGGCAAAUGCUAUGGAGGAAGCCACAGUUUUAUAGGUACACUGACGCUGCCUCGCUGUGAAACCACUAAGGCUGCAUAGUGAAAAGGGGAAAAAAAAAACUACUAUUUGAUUAUGUCUGAAAGUUGUCUCUCAUCUGACUGGACUGAAGAAAUGAAGACAUUUUGUCCUUUGAGAGAGGACACGUUCACCUACUUUGUCACCUGCUAUAGCAGCAGGUGUGAUGCUCACAGCCACGAGUGGUGAUGGCCCAGAUUCCGGCCAGUGUGGAACAGUACGUUCAUGUAACCUGCAUUUUCCCCAGAGACGGAUCAUCAUCAUCUUCAUCAUCAUCACCCCCUCCCCAAUCACUUGGAAGAUCGUGGAUCUUUGGAAAAAGGACAUAUACUGUAUGUAAUUCAGGACAUUAUGAAUAAUCUGCUCAAUGACAUUCGCCUUCAUUUUAGGGACGUGGAGAAAUGACAAACAAAUUCAACCUCACACAGAAAUGCCUGAAUCAGGAACAGCCUGGUUUUCAGUUUAAAAUAUGUAUAUACAAGGCACAGGCUGAAUCAAAGAAUUUUAUAAAUAGAAGUGUCAUGUACUGUAUUGUUGGAGUAGUUCCUGCCAGUGAAUAGUUAUUAUGCUUUUUAUUUGCACUGAUAUUAGGGAUGGAGGGCAAAACUUACUCACUUAAUUUACUACACUUACUCUUUUUUUUUUAUUGUUAAAUGUGGUCGUAUAUACAGUAUAUAUAUAUAUAUAUAUGUAUAUAUAUAUAUACAUAUAUAUACUGUAUGUAUAUAUCUUUACUGAUUUAAAUACCUGUAACAAAUAUAAAGUCACAUUUGUGUAAAAACUCCCACGUUCAGACAAGUCUUGAACUUUGUACUGUAGUUAAUGAUUUAUUGACUUUAUUUCUAACUGUUAUUUUACAAUCAAGUAAAGGUGGUGGUUCAUUAUGGAA
Messenger RNA from Solea senegalensis (Senegalese sole), 5455 nucleotides. RefSeq names its product FYVE, RhoGEF and PH domain-containing protein 5-like. The coding region runs from base 122 to 4546 and encodes 1474 amino acids. The transcript is spliced from 21 exons. NCBI's taxonomy places the organism in Eukaryota, Metazoa, Chordata, Actinopteri, Pleuronectiformes, Soleidae. The record is from RefSeq and is a predicted model, not a curated record. Gene Ontology annotation, cellular component: cytoplasm. Gene Ontology annotation, molecular function: guanyl-nucleotide exchange factor activity; metal ion binding.